Molecule: messenger RNA, 1002 nt
Organism: Naegleria gruberi
Lineage: Eukaryota; Heterolobosea; Eutetramitea; Acrasida; Naegleriidae
Exons: 2
Coding region: 1-990 (329 amino acids)
Source: RefSeq, a predicted model, not a curated record
AUGCAAAGAAAUACUUUUGCUGUUUUAUUAUUGUGCUUGAUUGGAGCUACCUGUUUUAUUAAUCAUGUAGCUGCCAGUUGUCCAGCAGGUUAUUAUGAUUCCUCUAAUAUUGAAAGACCUUGCUACCAAUGUUCUCCGGGAACCUAUUGUCCAGGUGAUGGUAAACCAUAUGCAUGUCCAUCCGGUACUGUCGCUCCACACCAAGGUGCAUCAUCAUGCUCUUCAUGCAGUACUAAACGUUCAAAUUCUGAUCAUACCAUUUGUUUACUUGCUGACACACCUGCCAAUGCUCAAGAAUAUGUUUAUGGAUCCAACUUGGUGAUCAACUCUAAGAAUCCAUAUUAUUACAUUACUUUAUAUAAUUCAUUUGGUCAAGCACCAAGAUCUGUUCAAUUGACAAUUGCUGGAAAGCAACCUGUUCCAGUAACCCUUCAUGCAUCAUAUACUACUGGAAAACCAUCUGAAACUAAUGCACAAUUCUCAAAUAAGGGAGUUAAUGCUACAAUUUCUUUCGAACAAGAUGUUUUUAGAAUUUUGUACUUGUACAUUGUUCCAGAUAAUGCUGAUUACGUUAUUGGUGAUUUGAAAUUAUUUAAAUAUUUGGAUCUGAUUGAAAAUUUACAACCAAAUCAAGUUAAUUAUUACAAAUUCAAUGCUGAACUCUCUCAAUAUGAUAGAAAUAUGUUAUUAUUUAGAUUGGAUAAUGUUCCUGCUGGUUCAAGAGUUAAUUUCACUUUGAAUUGUGAUUUUUGGAAGAAGGAUUGGAGUUUCCCAUUUUCAUACACUUUAUACCAUUCCACUUUAUCAAAUAUUGCUUAUCCAAAUGAGAAUAAUGCCAAUAUUAUUGUAAAGAGUCAAACUUCAAGCCAUCCAAGUACUUCAAACAUUUUCUACAUGCCUAAAGAUAGCACUCAAUUUGCCAUUGCCUUCUAUUAUGAUAAUACUUAUUAUUAUGGAGAAAUGUAUGCAAGUGCUAAAAUUAUUAAUUAAAUAAUUUUAUUC